AUGGGCUUUAUCUAGAAGGCUCGAAUAAAAACCAGCCCCCUACGAACACCAUAAAAUCUGCAAACCCUCGGCAACCACCGGACAAUCCGCCGCCGCAAGGAGGGAGAUUGAGAGAGAGGGAAAAAAGAGAUUACAGAUUCGUCGGAGAUGGUGGCGUUCAAGUUCCAUCAGUACCAGGUGGUGGGGAGAGGUUUGCCGACGGAGUCCGAUGAGCACCCCAAGAUUUAUCGGAUGAAGCUUUGGGCAACAAAUGAAGUUCGUGCCAAAUCCAAGUUCUGGUACUACUUAAGGAAGUUAAAGAAGGUGAAGAAGAGCAAUGGUCAGAUUCUCGCUAUCAAUGAGAUAUUCGAGAAAAACCCAACCACCAUUAAGAACUAUGGAAUCUGGCUACGAUACCAAAGUCGAACUGGCUAUCACAACAUGUACAAGGAAUACCGAGACACCACCUUGAACGGUGCUGUGGAGCAGAUGUACACAGAAAUGGCUUCUCGCCAUCGCGUCCGCCCCCACUGCAUCCAAAUCAUCAAGACAGCCACUGUCCCGGCAAAGCUUUGCAAGAGAGAGAGCACCAAGCAAUUCCAUGACUCCAAAAUCAAGUUCCCGUUGGUGUUCCGGAAGGUUAGGCCGCCAUCAAGAAAACUCAAGACCACUUACAAAGCAUCAAGGCCCAACUUAUUCAUGUAAAACUAUUUGGCACACAGUUUCUCCAUUUUCUUGUGCCUCAGUUACAAGUUGAGAAUUAUUAACUUUGUCCCUCCCAAUUUUGUUGAAACACAUCCCCUUUGUUUCAGCAUUGUUAUUAUUAUUAGCCUUGUUGGAUGAUUAUGAUAUACAUUUGGUUUUGAAACAGGCUUCAGUUCCAUUUUCCCUUUGGUUUU
Molecule: messenger RNA, 878 nt
Organism: Andrographis paniculata
Lineage: Eukaryota; Viridiplantae; Streptophyta; Magnoliopsida; Lamiales; Acanthaceae
Product: 60S ribosomal protein L18a-2-like
Exons: 4
Coding region: 148-684 (178 amino acids)
Biological process (GO): translation
Cellular component (GO): ribosome; cytosolic large ribosomal subunit
Molecular function (GO): structural constituent of ribosome
Source: RefSeq, a predicted model, not a curated record